UUCAGAGCACUACUGUUGUCAACUAUGGACCUGCCAAACAAAACGAUUGAGCGAGGCGCACACAGGCAGGCACACACGGCGCGCGUACUGCAGAAGUCUUACAUCCAGUACCAAACAACUUGUGUAAUGAAGUAGGCAGCCGGCACAGCGGCGAGGCGCCGCGUUAGUAUUUGUCAAGUUUGUACUUUUGGGGCCCCACCGGAAAUGGAGUUUUCAGGGCUUAUUCCUUCGCCAGACCGGCUGCGCAAAGUACUGAUAGUCGGCGCAGGAGUGUCAGGUCUUCAGUGCGCGAGGCAAUUCCUAAAGCUGGGCUGCAACGUGCUGGUUUUGGAGCUCAACGAGGAUUUGGGUGGAGUCUGGCUUCGUAACUACUCAGGUUUUGGCCUGCAAGUGCCGUGGAAGCUAUACCAAUUCCCGGAAUUUCCAUGGCCCAAGGAGAUGCAGCCUAGGCAGGAGUACCCUACGGGAGAGGAAGUGCAGGAGUACGCGCGCGCCUAUGCGACGCACUUCGACCUGCGGCCCCACAUCCGCUUCAAUUGCAAGCUGCUGCGGCUGCGCUGGUGCCCCAACAUCCGCUCAUGGGAGGCGCUGUACUGCGACACAUCUGUGGAGAAGUUCUACAAGGUGGUGGUGGACUACGCCAUCAUCUGCGCUGGCAUCUACUCGCAGCCCUACAUCCCCGACUACGAGGGCACGGACUCGUACGCGGGCAUCCAGCUGCACGCCAAGGACUUCACAGACCUGUCGCUGGCGCGUGGCCGGCGCGUGGUAAUCGUGGGCGCGGGCAAGACGGCUCUGGACUGCGUGGGCAGUAUCGUCGCCACCAGCACCGCUGCUAGUGUGACGCUGCUGUACCGCCAGGCGCACUGGCCGCUGCCGCGGCGCAUGCUGGGCACGUCGGUGCGGCGGCUGAUGUUCAACCGCGCCAUGACGGGCAUGAUGGCGCCCUACUACACCGCCAGCGCCGGCAAGCAGCUGGCGGCGCGGGCCUCGGCGCCGCUGAAGAAGCUGUUCUGGCGCAGCGUGGAGAGCCUGAUCGGCAGCAAGUUCCGCAUCACGGAGCACCUGCGGCCGCGGGUGCACCUGCCCGAGGACCUGUUCUACGGGGGCCAGAUCCUGGACAACACCAUGGACAAGCUCAUCCGGGCGGAGGCGCUCAACACCGUCAAGGGCGAGAUCAACCGCUUCGUGCGCAACGGAGUCAUCCUGCAGGACGGCAGCUUCGUCGCGGCGGACCUGGUGCUGUACUGCACAGGGUACCUAAAGACUUAUGACUACCUGGAUGGCGACAUGCGCGCGCGGCUGGACCUGCAGAAGGACGGGCUGUACCUGUAUCGCAACUGCCUGCCGUACGCGGUGCCGCACCUGGCCUUCAUCGGCAGCGAGGUGUCCACCUACAACAACAUCCUCACGCAGGGGCUGCAGGCGCUGUGGCUGGCGCACGUGCUGACGGGCCGGCUGCAGCUGCCCUCGCCGGCGGACAUGGCGGAGGAUGUGCGCGCGCAGCAGCGCUGGCGCCGCACCAUCAUGCCGGCGCAGCGCUCACGGGGCUCGGUGCUGAUGCUGUAUAUGAUGCAGUACCACGACCAGCUGCUUGAGGACAUGGGCGCCAGGCCGCGGCGCAAGGGCCUCAACGUGUUCGCCGAGUGCUUCGGCACCUACAGCGCCCAUGACUACAAGGACCUACUGGAGGCCGACCCCACCGUGUCGGCGGCGAUGGAGGCGGAGCAGCGCCUUAUGGGGCCCGGCAUGCAGCCGCCCUUCCGCGGCAGCCACGGCAACCGCCAGGAUCACCGGCACAAUGACGGCGGUGACUACGACGGCGACGGACACGGCUCAGGCGCCUACGGCCACGCCGCGAAUGGGCACGGCAGCGGCGCCGGCCCGGCGCCGGGACGGCACGGGCAGCCCGCCACGCCGCGGGGCAACGCCGGCAGCGGCAGCUACGCCGGCACCUACAGCUCCAUGGGGCAGCCGGGCAGCUCGGGCAACGGGUACGGGGACACCUACAUCGGUGGCAACGCGGCGGCUGUUGCCGCCGCAUCUGCGGCUUCGGCAAGCGCCGCCGGCAGCGGCAACGGCGCGCCGCCCGCCUCGGCGCACGGCACCAUGCUUGCGGUGUACGCGCAGCGCGCGCAGCAGGACGGCUACGAGUACCACCGGGCGUUGAUGGGCGAGCGGGUGGGCUCUGGUGCAAACAGCGGCAGCGGCGGCGUGGCGGGGCUGCGCACCAUGAGCAUGUCGGUGUCGCGCGGCGCGGGCUCCAUGACGGCCAACAAGCGGCCGGCGUCAGGCGGCAUGGGACUGGCCGGGCGACAACUGUCCAUGUCCAAGGGCUUGCUGGCACCGCUGGCGGCGCUCAUGACCGGCUCGCCGCACAACAGCUUCCGCCGCAGCAUCGACAACCCGCACGGGCGGGUGCCGAGUGCCGUGGCGCUGGGCGGCUCCGGGGCGCCGUCCGCCAGCGGCAGCUUCGGCAGCCGCCAUCCGAGCACCCGUCCGCACACGGUGGAGGGCUUUUAUGGCUUGGCCACGGCGCCGACGGCAGUGGCAGCGGGCUUGGCUGGCGCUAGGUGGGGUCCUGGCGAAAGCCCCAGGCCCCGUCACGCAGCGCUGCAUUCGGCGGUGACGGCGCAUGAGGCCGCCGGCCUGACCGCGGGAGGCCGCCUCCACCUGCACGCCUCCACCACCCACGGCGAGAGCGCGCACUCGCAAGGCACGCCCCACGCCGAUAGCCACCUGUCGCCGCGCGCGGUGACAGUGAGUGGCAAGAGCGCAAGUAACUCUGAGAUGUUCCUUAUUGUGCAGCAGCAGCUGCGUCAGUACAACCAGCAGCACCACCCGCAGCAACCGCAGGACCGCAGCCGCUCCCGCCCAAUACCGGCCAGCGCCCAUGAGCUACACCACGCGCCGCCUCCCGCUGUGGCGCACUCGGCACCAGGCCGCAGCCGCCACACCAACGGCCGAGCGCUGCCAUCACCGCAAGGCCAGCACGCCUACCGCCAGCACUCGCAGGGCCAGUUCAGCAGCAUGGCUGUGCUGGCCGAGUGCUCACAGCUACCCUCACUCGAGGAGGUGGAGCGGCGCAAUCGCUCCGCCGGCAGCGUGCCCGACAGCGGCGCGCUGUGCGGCAGCCAGCUAGUACCCUUGCUGGGCGCGACGGACAGUGGCUGCGCGCCUGUGACUGGCUUGCACACCAACACCACUGCCCCCAUGUACAUCGGGGGUGCUCCGAUGGGCAGCUCGCCCUCCAACUGUGCCGUCAGCGGUGGCGCCGCCGCGUUCAGCAGUGCAGGGUUUGGCGGCGGCAGCGCAAGCCGCCUCAGCCUCGCGUCCUCGACUUCUCGCAAUGCGCAGUCGCCCCAUGCCAGCCUCGGCCAUCCUGCGCCCCAAUCGCCGGUCCACAGCUACAGCCGGCUUUCGCGCAACACGCUCGCCACCUCGCCGCUGUUGGACGUGGCAGGGGGCCAUGACGGCCACGGCAGUGGCAGUGGCAUGCACCGGCCCAGCCAGUGCGUCACCGAGGGUGGGCACCUGAACUCGCACUCGGCAUCGCUGCCGUACGCGCGUUCGAGCAGCGUCGGCGGCAUGCGGACGAGCCAGCCUCUACCCAGCUGUGAGGGUAUGGGGUCCGGCGCCGUCGACGAGUUGAUGGCGGAGGGCGACUUCGUCGUGGUGGGGCCGAUGGAAGACGACGUUGACAUGCAGGACGAGUUGCAGGUUGGGGAGGCGCCGUCGAAGCAGCAGUUCAGUGGCACCGUGAUUGCUGUGGCAGGGGGGCCCGGCGCCGCACCCGGUGUGGCCGGUGUCGCUGGCAGCACGCGGCGAACUGCUGGGCGCCUGCCGCCGCCGUCGCCAUCCAGUGGCUUCUCGCGCUUCUCACGGCUUGGGGAGGGCGUACCAUCGCGCCACACACUGCACACAGGACGCGGCAGCACCGGUGGCAUGGCGCCGUACGACUCUAGCAACUCCGCCGCCGCAGCAACGGGCCUAGGCAACUCCGCCAGUAACUCGAGGAGCUCGCUACACUCACCGCACCAGCAACAUCUCCAGCAGCAGCUGCCGGUGCAGCAAACGUAUGCCAACCACGCGGCGAUUGCGUCGCACUUUGACGCGGGGCGUGUGGCGGGGCUUGCCGGCCAAGGAAGCGCCACGCCUGAGCACGAGCACCCCUACCCGCCGGACAGCCCUUUCCGUAGCGGCACACCCAUCAGCCGCCGCACCACCGAAGCCGACGGCGGCGGCGACUUGUCGUCGGGGACCAUGCCGUCCAGCUGCAAGAACGCUGUGUCUGCCUGCGGCUUCGACAGUGGGACGGCUCAUGCUACCGCCGGCCCAGCAGCUGCAGCCAGUGACAUGUACGAAUCAGGUGCCAGCAGCACGGGCACUCCUGUCGCCACGAUGGACCGCACACUCCUGCAGCAGGCGGGGCCUCGCGCUGGGGCUAUGGCUGGCUUGCAGCAGCAGCCGACAUUGCGGCAACCGCCCGGAGGCCAAGUGGCGAUGUUUGAUUCUGCGUUGAGCACUCAAGCCUGCGCCAGCGAGCCCAGCAACCGCCUCAGCAUCAGCAGCCGCACCAGCUUCGACAGCCGGCCGAACUCCUUGGACGUGACGCUGCCGCCCAGCGCCGCCAGCAUCCCCACGGGCCCAGGCGACGGCAGCGGUUCCAAGGCAGCAGCGACCGCGGGUCGCACGCGCCUAGCCGGCACCUCGGACCUUGUGCUGCGCACAGGUGGUGACGGCGCGGAGCAGCGGCAAUGGCAGGACCAGGACGGGGAGCCGCAGCUGCCGGUGCCUGCGCAGCCGCUUGUCGAUGAGCUUGCCGGAGGUGCGCCGGUGACGCCACAGCAGGCGCAGGCCGCGGUCGUGGACAUCGGCGGAGUUGUGGGUGCGGGCGGCUUUUUCGAGGGCUCUGCGCCGACUAGUUCUGGCUACGGCGAGCCCACCAUGGCCAUGUCUGGCAUGAUGAUGCGCGCGCAUUCCAUCCCCAGCACCGUGAGCAACGGCGCCAGCAGCACCACCCCCACGGGCAGUGGCAUGAUCCCGUUCGGCUCCGCCUUUCCCAGCGAGUCUGCGGCGCUCCCAAUGACGGGCUCGUCGUCUGUGGCGGGCCAGCGUAAUGGAUCAGACUCGGGGGCGCCCGGCGCUCGGGCACUGCUUCCGCCAGGCUCGCGCGCUUCGUCAGGUGCGGCCUUGAACACGCCGUUUGCGCAGGCGGGCCCGCCCUCCGCCGGCAGGAGCAGCAAACGCAGCGGCGUGCUGGCGCGCCACGUCAGCGGUGGCCUAGGCUACGGCGGCGGCGGCGCAUUAGCACUCGCCGUGGUGCCUCCGCUAGUUGGUGGCGCCGGCAUGGUGUCUGCCUCGCCCUCGGGUGGCAGCGGCGCGUCCAGCGCUUGCGUACUGGCGUCUAGGAGCAGCGGCGGCGUCCGCCUGCAGCCGGGCAGCGGCAGCCCCUCGCGGCUGCACGGCAUGCCCAUGCUAGCAUCCGCGCCGCGGGAAGGCAUGCCCAUGCUAGCAUCCGCGCCGCGUUUUCCCACGGCGCAGGAAGCGGUGGCAGGUGCCGGCGAGGUUGCAGUCACGAGUUGCGGAGCAGACAACAACAGCAACGUGCUGCAGCUGUCGAACCUGACGUUGGGGGGUUGGGACGUGGAUGUGCCCGCUGGUGCUGGGGGCAGCAGUCUGAUGGGGCUGAGUGGAGGGAUCUGCCACGCAGCCGGGAUCAUGUCGCUGUCACGUGUGGAGAGCUUGCCUUCUCGGGAUGAGGCACACCUGGGCGCUGAGGUUCUAGGCCAGUGAUCAGAAAGCGAUGCCCGGCUUGCCUACGAAGGAGUUAUGCCCGGGGCAGAAUCUUGGCUGCAUUUCACACUUAACCCUGUGGACAUUGCCGUAUGAGAGGGAUGCAGACGUCUGGUGCGUACUGGCCGCCAGCGUGAGCCGGGGCAUACCGCGCGCAUGCGACCAGGAAGCGAGGGGUUCUUGAGGUUGAAAAGCUAUCUCCUUGAGCGCUGCAGCCCAGUCCUAUUUCGACGGCUGCGUGUGGCACUACUUAUCCCGUUUGGCGGUUUGAGGCAUAAGCGCACGCGUUUGGUGUGGUGUCAUUGUUUUGGUGCGAAAGUUCACGUCUUGGAACGCGGCGUUGUCUGCUCCUCCCACGGUUACACACGCGCAAUGAGGAGUUGCCAUUCCCGAACGCUGUACGCAACGAAAGCGAAGAUUUCAAAUUGGCAUCGUGAUGUUAUAUAUGCAAGGGGCGUCUAUGCAAUUUAUCUUGCGGCGUGAUCUGUGAACUAUUAAAAUGAGCGCGUGCUGUGUGUCGCAGUGUAUUUGCACCAGUGAUGUGGCCAAUACAUGGCUGAGGUAAGUCCCCCUAAGUGUAGUGCCGCUACUUUGUGGGUUGAUGGCAACUAGGCGGUAAGGUGUUGUGUCUUACGGGCGUGGUCGCGGCGGGGGCGAUCACGAGUACCGCAGACGCGGACAUAGGAUGCGUAGGCGUGUUUUGGAAUGUUUUGUGCGACAUGUUGAUGACAGUAUUCAAUGCAAGCGAGGCAUUAGGAUGGCUGAGGACUGAGGGGCUUGUGCAUUGCAACUUUGCCUGACAAGUGCGCUGUUGGACAGCGCCAAGGAACGUGUAUCGUUCACUGCUAUGGCAGGCUGGAUGCCGGCAGCCUUGGUUGAGCGUCCGCGCUCUCACUCCUACUGCACCGUGUGCAUGGGUGCCGUGGGGCCAUGCGACGUGAGGUGGCCAAUGCAUGGUGGUUGCUGUAGCUGCAAUGCAUGGCAAACAGGGCAGCUUGGGGAACGUGUACAUUACAACGCGCGCGGGUCCCCAACGUGCGCCUCAUGUGUUGUGUCCCUUUCUGCAAUGGAUUCUUGAGAUACUGCGCGUGCAGCUGGUGAUGACGCAUUGUGCCAUGAGGUGCGAAGGCAGGGGCGACAGCGAUGUUCAUACGUGGAUACAGGCGUGGGCUUGUAGGCCCAGCUUACCGUAUUGGCUUCGGCAUACUGAAUGGGCAUGCGAUAUGGGUAAUCCCAGGUGCGCAGACAAACGUGUAUGGCCACAUGCCGAGUAUGGGUGCAGGACGCAUCACGGGGUUUAAUCCACCACACUCACAUGCCUCGGGGAGUGGGAAAGGUGAAGGAUGCAACACGUGCUUGCCAGACCACCUCUUCCCCAGGGUCCUCCCUGCCCUGGAAGUGUAACCUGUGUUGCCACGCGGACGCCCAGGUAGGCGCAGAGGGGAUGUUAGUGGGGAGGAAUGGUGACUGUGGGCCCUGGCGAGAGAAGGUCAGGUUUUGCGCUGUAAGGCAAGACGGGGCGAAGGAUUGGACGGACCAUAGCUCGACAGGCCGGUGGCAGGAGGUGCAAUGCGCGAGGGAGUGGGACAGCUGGCCGCACUCGGGCUUCCCAUGGUUGUAUCGGGCACAAGGCCGAUAACUUCAAAUUGUAAUGACUGAUGCCUUGAUGCUUCCUCACUGGCCAUAAGCUGUAAAUUUUGCAACUU
Messenger RNA from Chlamydomonas reinhardtii, 7502 nucleotides. RefSeq lists its product as uncharacterized. The record is from RefSeq and is a predicted model, not a curated record. Gene Ontology annotation, molecular function: flavin adenine dinucleotide binding; N,N-dimethylaniline monooxygenase activity; NADP binding. Lineage: Eukaryota; Viridiplantae; Chlorophyta; Chlorophyceae; Chlamydomonadales; Chlamydomonadaceae. The transcript has 15 exons. The coding region runs from base 205 to 5796 and encodes 1863 amino acids.